This is a messenger RNA of Camellia sinensis, 1604 nucleotides long. Its product is annotated as F-box family protein. The record is from RefSeq and is a predicted model, not a curated record. Gene Ontology annotation, molecular function: protein binding. Lineage: Eukaryota; Viridiplantae; Streptophyta; Magnoliopsida; Ericales; Theaceae.
CUCGAUUUUUCUUCCCCAUUCAUUUCAUUUUCUCAUCCUACCUCUGUAAUGUUUCAAAUCCCUGUUCUCUUUAUAGUUCAGAUCCAACCGUACUCUCUCUCUCUCUCUCUCUCGGUUCAUUUGCGCGAGCUUGAGUUUCACGGGAUGCCCAUCUGGGAGAUGUAAUUGGGUAAGUCAUAUUCGGAGCUUUCCUCGAUUUUCUUGCACUCUCGAUCUUUCUUGCAAAUUAUAUCAUGAAUCGUCCGAAUUCAGAACAUGGGUUUUUCCCCGAUGAAGUCAUUCUCCAAAUUCUUGCUAGGUUACCCGUUAAAGACCUCCUCAGAUCCAAGUCUGUCUGCAAACUAUGGCACAAAUUGUCCUCUGACAAGUAUUUCAUUCAACUCUACAAUAAACUCUCUGUCAAGAACCCUAUGGUACUAGUCGAGGUCUCAGAGUCAUCUGAAUCAAAAUCAAGCUUGAUCUUUAUUGAUAAAUUGUCUGGUGUUUGUGAUUUCUCUUUGGAUUUCAUUAAAGAUAGAGUCAAAGUUAGGGCUUCAUGUAAUGGCUUGUUGUGUUGCUCUAGCAUACCUGAUAAGGGUGUGUAUUAUGUAUGUAAUCCCAUGACUAGAGAGUAUAAACUGCUUCCCAGAAGUAGGGAGAGACCUGUUACUAGAUUUUAUCCAGAUGGUGAAGCCACCCUUGUUGGUUUGGCUUGUGAUUUGUCAAUGCAAAGGUUUAAUGUUGUCUUAGCGGGUUAUCAUCGAUCCUUUGGGCAUAGGCCUGAUAAGACUUUCAUAUGCUUGGUAUUUGAUUCAGUGUCGAACAGAUGGAGGAAGUUUGUGUCACUGCAAGAUGAUUAUUUCACCCAAAUGAAUAGGAACCAGGUUGUUUAUGUUAAUGGCUCGUUGCAUUGGUUGACCAGUAGUUGCUCUUGUAUACUUGUUCUUGAUUUGAAUUGUGACAUUUGGAGGAAAAUUUCAUUGCCGGAUGAAUUGUGUUCCGGAUCUGGAAAUAGGGUUUAUUUGUUGGAGCUGGAUGGGGACUUGUCCGUAGUUCAGAUUUCAGAGGCUUGGAUGACUAUUUGGGUUAUGAAAGAUUACGAGAGGGAAGAAUGGCAUAUGGUGGAUAGAGUGAGUCUUAGAUGUAUAAGAGGAAUGGUGCCGGGUAUUUUUCCAAUAAGUCAGGCCAGUCAAUAUGUGUUCUUGGCCACCCAUAAGCAGGUUUUGGUGUAUUAUCGAAAUAGCAGACUUUGGAAGGAGAUGUAUUCCGUGAAGAACAGCUGUACGCUUCCUUUGUGGUUUUCUGCAUAUGACUUUCGGAGCACAAUUUUCUCUUGCCUCUGAGUUCUGGAGACUGCGUCUGAUGAACUACUGUAUAGGGAGCUGGUAUUGCAAUUAUAUCUACAUUGUUGAUUUUCAAUUGUCAAGGUUAUUUUUUUUUAGAAAUGCAGUGCGGAAUUUAGUACUCUGCUAGUAGAUUUUAUAUGGAUUUUAGCACCUAUAAUGAAUAAUUUUUCAGGCCAGCUUGCUCUUGCUUUUGUGAAUUGAUUUGAAUUAUCCCAAGUUAUUGAAGGGGUGGUAACACCAAUUCCUUUGUUGCCAAUUACAGUGCGUGCAUUUACUCAA